Molecule: messenger RNA, 14880 nt
Organism: Salvelinus fontinalis (brook trout)
Lineage: Eukaryota; Metazoa; Chordata; Actinopteri; Salmoniformes; Salmonidae
Product: helicase SRCAP-like
Exons: 32
Coding region: 556-13377 (4273 amino acids)
Cellular component (GO): Swr1 complex
Molecular function (GO): histone binding; DNA binding; ATP-dependent chromatin remodeler activity
Source: RefSeq, a predicted model, not a curated record
CAUUUCGCUGCGUCUAAAAGUCUCCUCCCCGCAACCACUAGAUUCGGCGAGCCGAACCCGCUCUCUUUCAGUCCGUAUUAUAACUUCUUCCCACGGACCUACUCCUACCUCGUUGGGUACCGAGAGACAGUUUGGAAUACUAUCAUCACGGAUUGAGUACGAUUUUAUCCGGAUGACGACUCCAUCAACAAGAAUUUUGUAAAAGAAAACUGGUCGGAAAUUUCAGAAUAUGUGGACGGGACCUUAAUCAGCAUCCUGGAAGUGGAAAGCACGGAAGCGCUGUGUCCCACACCGCAGACAGGUGCAGUGUGUAGCCGGAGCAGCACAGAGGGAGGAAGCUCUGGGGAGGAGGCGGUGCAGCAGCGCACCCCUCCGGCUGUGGAUGUGCUGGGUGACAACCCCCAGGCUGCGCAAAAUGUGGCCGCUGCGCCUCUCUCACCACUGGAUAACACGACCACGUCACACCCUGAAAGACACGGACGCAUCAGUGAAAAUAACACACCCACAGAGACUCACCCCAGCGACAACACUAAGGACAGCCUUGAAAGAGGGGCAAUGUCAGAUAGUGGUGGUGGAGGAAAAUUGGGCCCGUUGCACCCCAAGGACCCUAGUCUCUCUACAAAGUCCCAUUCAGACAGACUCUCUGACACACAGACAGACGGAACAGCGCAAUAUUCGCAUUAUGUGUCACAAACUGAUAACAACAGCCACACAGACAGACAAACGAGCGGUACAGAGUGGAGUGCUGCUGGACCAGGCCAGGACCAGGCUCUGCAUCAGAGAGUUGCAGGUGGACUGGUGGUCGUCAGUGGGACAGAAAGGGGCCAGCCUCUCCCAGAGAAAUUGGAAUAUAAACAAGAGACUGGAGUCGAGGAACUUGGCAGAGAAUACCCAGCUAGAAACCUUCCCUCUAAAUCCUGCUCAACAGUGUCGCCACGUCCCCUCGGCCCAAAUAAAGAUACAGUCCCAGACCACAACGAAGACAGAGGGAUGGAGCAGCCUCAAACAACUCCGCCGACUCAGGCAAAUCAGGCCAGCGACAUACCUCUGUCUGAAGUCCAAGAGAAAGCAGGCAUUCUCCCAAAUUCUGAGCAGCCUAUCCCCCCAGUGCUCAUCACUGACAACAGUAAGAAGAAACAAACAGACAUCUCCACAGAACCUAAAAUCAGGCAAAACUCAAAUUACGACCAAGAAGAGAUACAGGGUGCUAAUGCGGUGGAUCAGGGACCACACGAAUCUGAGAGAUCUACAGAACCGUCUGAGAGUAGACAUGUCACACUUGGGAGUUCACAAACGCUACUCCCAGACCCACCAACUGACAUAUCCGGGACCCCACAGUCAAGAGAAACAUACUCUGGUCUUGUCCCCUACACGCCCCCUGGCAGUGGUAAUUCCACCCCAGACUACACAACUGACAGACAGGAGAGUGAGCGCGAUAUCCAGACAAAUCCCCCUCUCCCAACAGAAGAACGGAUUGAGACUAACAGGGCAAAGGAGACUAAAACGGCCAAGCACUCACCCAACUUUACAAUCCGGUCACAAAGCUCUUUUCUACAGGAGACAACAGCAACAACCUCUCCUAUACACCACCUCCCCAGUACAGAAAUAGAAUUAAUGCAGACAGAACAAUCUAUUGAAGUUCAGAUGUCUAAUCCUGACCACAAAACCAGGAUGGAGACUCCACUGGUCUCUGAGCUCGUGCUGUCAGCUGAUGCUCAAGGAGCUGUGAUGCAUGGAGGAGAGACCAGCCUGGAGUUGCCUGAGGAGGUGCAGGUGGAUCAGAGUGUCUUCCUGCAAGAACAUCUUGUCAGUGGUGAUACUGCUGUUAUUGAAUUCAACUCUGAGUAUUCUGACAGAGAACCAAAGUCGUUUAUUGAAGGGACCCAUUCGGAUAUCGAAAUGGACCCACUGGCUGCAGGAGAAUUUGAGAUUUAUAGCUUUGUGGAGGAGGAGAUUGCGAUAGAAGUUGUUGGAGAGAGACCGUCCCUCUCCCCAAGCUAUGAAGUAAACUUAUUCACCCCACUCAUGGAACACUCAGAGAAUUGUACAGCCAGUGAGGGACGAGAAAUACACCUUCUAUCUCACCCUCAAGCGAGUAAUGACAAUGAUCAAGUCAUUAUCCAGCAUCAACAUGACUUUACCCCUAGUCUCUCCACACAAGAUGUAGAGAUGACUGAUGAAGGGCAGAAUUUUGAGCCCACAACUACUGAAAUUGACAAUACUGUGUUGGAAGAUUCAAGUGAGGUUUGUGUAGUCCAAACUGUCACAGUAUCAGAUACUCCAGAUGGACAGACGGACACCUGUACACAAGCUGCAUUACCUUGUCUGGAGACCAGCACAGCUGUCUCAGACAUUAGAGGGGUGAGCAUUUCCCCAGCCACAUGUCUGAGUGACACACAAACGCUGCCAGGGGAAACGGAAGUGAGAGCAAUGACCAGUACAUCUUCUCUUGUCUCCCCAAUGGAAGAAUUAACAGAGGGGGUUGUUGUACAGUCAAACAGUCAACACAGUAUUGAGGUCCUCUCGUCCCCAAUGCCCAUACACUUGCCAGAGGGUAGAAAGCAGAAUUGUCCUCUAAAAAAGGUACCAGGAGCCACCUUACAAAAUACUACAGAACCCAAGCCCUGUGUUUCUUCUCAUGAAGGGACCAAAUAUCCACAGCCCUGUCCAACACUGACAGAAACCCCAGUGGAGACCCAGCAGAAUGUUUAUCGUACCGUUAAUGUGACAGCAACCGAGGCCAACCCAGAGGCUUCCCGGUCCACGCUCUCUUCUGGCAUCAUCGACCCAAAACUCCUCCUACUAAAGCGUGGGGACACCCCUCUCCUCAAACAUCCUCCCUCCUUAUUGUUGGGGGUAUCUAGGCAGCAGAGCAGCAGCCUGACGCAGGCUAGCACUAGCAGCUUCAGCUGUGGCUCAGACACAGCACCUGUAUUAGAGUGCCUUCCGAAAGCUGUGUCAGUUGCUGUGCCUUUGCCGGAGCCUGUGCCUGUAAGCAGUCAUAGAGCCCAGACAGAGCCCUCUGUCAAAAGAGAACCCACAGCAGCACCUCCUGCUAUUCCCGCUACCAACACCCCAUCCCAGUCCCGUAUGACCCCUCCAUCUACUCCCACACCAUGCAAAUCUGACAAAGAGGCCUUAACUCCAAUCAAAAUAUCCACGGGCAAAGCAGUGACUGUGUCUCAAACCCUAAACCCUCUGAACAUCAUCAAUGCAUCUUCCAAGCCCCUCUCUGCCCCCAAAUUGCCCUCAACAUCAGGCAAUGUGACGAGGCGUAAACUCUCCAGUUCCUCCAGGGGUGGGAGCCAGUUCGGAACACCGCCUGUCAUCCGGCCACGGCUAGCCGGUGUGAAGGGCCCGGGGCUCAGCAGCCCCACGGAGGAGAGCAGUGAUGAGGCUGACCUGGCAGUGAAGGCCCAGCCUAGCCGCAGGAGCAUGGUCAACCCCAGCCCAGCAGUGAACAAGGUACGCCAGUGGAUAGCAGACAGGGUCACACAAAAUUGGUCACCUGCCUCCUCAUCCACUUCAUACCCCUCUCCUGGCCUAUCAUCCUUCAUUGACUGGACUCCCAGCACUACUCCCCUCAUACUCCGAGGUGCCCAGGGCAGGUUCCUCUCUCCUCCCUUUAUGGGCCCAGGAGGCUCCUCCCCAUCGGACCCUGUCACUCCCCAUCGACCUCGCGUGGAGCGUCGCGCAGACAUGGCUGAACUAGCCAAACACGAGGCGGAGAUAGAGGGCAGGACCGUAGCGUUGAGGAGGGAAGGCUUUUGGUCUAUGAAGCGACUGACCCGCCUGACGGAGCCGGUCCGGCCCAAGGUUCACUGGGACUACCUGUGUGAGGAGAUGCAGUGGCUCUCGGCCGACUUUGCCCAGGAGAGGAGGUGGAAGAGAGGGGUCGCCAGGAAGGUGGUGCGGAUGGUGAUGCGACAUCACGAGGAGCUGCGGCAGAAGGAGGAGAAGGCCAAGAGGGACGAGCACGCCAAAAUCAGACGAGUCGCCUCCAACAUAGCCAAGGAGGUCCGGGCCUUCUGGAGCAGUGUUGAGAAGGUGGUGCAGUACAAGCAGCAGUCCCGGUUAGAGGAGAAGAGGAAGAAGGCUCUGGACCUCCAACUGGACUUCAUCGUGGGCCAGACAGAGAAAUACUCUGACCUCCUCAGUCAGGCCCUGGAAACGGCACCGGCUGGGAACAGUGAACCUGCACCCUCACCACCCAGAAAUUCUCUUCCACUUGUUGUGGAUGAAGAUGACAGAGACUUUGAGCCUCCGUGUGGUGGUGAGGAGGAGGAUGAUGAUGAGGAGACCAUCGACGUGGAGGAGGAACAGGAUGGCAAUGACCCUGAGACCCAGAGGAGGGAGAUUGAGCUGCUGAGACAGGAGGGGACCAUGUCCCUGGCAGAGCUGCUCAGCACCCUCAAACAGCCCCUUUCACAGGACUCGGAAGAAGAGUGCUCAGACAAUUUGUCCACAACAGUGGACGAAGACGCAGAGUUCACAGCCAACGAAGAGGAUGCUGAAGAUGAGGAGGACACCAUCGCAGCCCAAGAGGUGGUGGAGGGGGAAGCAGAUCACGCAGGCGAGCUGGAUGACUUGGCCAAAGAAGGUGACAUGACUGUGGAGGAGCUGCUGGAGAAGUACAAAGGAGCGUAUGCCUCUGAUUUCGAGGAGCCCUCGGCAUCCGCCACUCCUGCCAGCUCCAAGGAGUCUGAAAAUUCUGUAGACGAGGAAGAGGAGAGCGAGGAAGACGAAAGUGACGUGGAAAGCAACAUCACCACCUCAGAUAAUGAGGACAGUGAUGAGGAAGAGGUCAUUGACAAUGAUGAAGAGGACAGUGAUGAAGAUGAGUGCGACGAGGGAAUGGAGAUCCUGCUGAAGGAGGGAGACCACAGUCCCCCUCUCCCAACCGGCCCGCGGCCCAAGAAGGAGAUCAGCCACAUUGCUGCUACUGCAGAGAGCCUGCAACCCAAAGGCUACACCCUUGCCACAACCAAGGUUAAGACUCCCAUUCCGUUCUUGCUGGUGGGCCAGCUGCGUGAGUACCAGCACAUCGGCCUAGACUGGCUGGUCACCAUGUACGAGAAGAAGCUCAACGGCAUCCUGGCUGAUGAGAUGGGCCUGGGGAAGACCAUCCAGACGAUCGCCUUGCUAGCUCACCUCGCCUGUGAGAAGGGUAACUGGGGGCCCCAUCUUAUUAUCGUGCCAACCAGUGUGAUGCUGAAUUGGGAGAUGGAGCUGAAGCGCUGGUGUCCUGGAUUCAAAAUCCUCACUUAUUACGGCAGUCAGAAGGAGAGGAAACUCAAGAGACAGGGUUGGACCAAGCCCAACGCCUUCCACGUGUGCAUCACCUCCUACAAGCUGGUGCUGCAGGACCACCAGGCCUUCCGUCGCAAGUCCUGGCGCUACCUCAUCCUGGACGAGGCCCAGAACAUCAAGAACUUCAAGUCCCAGCGCUGGCAGAGCCUGCUCAACUUCAACAGUCAGAGGCGCCUGCUCUUGACGGGCACCCCUCUGCAGAACAGCCUGAUGGAGCUGUGGUCCCUGAUGCACUUCCUCAUGCCCCACGUCUUUCAGUCUCACCGAGAGUUUAAGGAGUGGUUCUCCAACCCCCUCACCGGCAUGAUCGAGGGCAGCCAGGAGUACAAUGAGGGCCUGGUCAAGAGGUUACAUAAGGUGCUCAGGCCGUUUCUGUUGAGGAGAAUCAAGGUGGAUGUGGAGAAGCAGAUGCCUAAGAAAUAUGAGCAUGUGGUGCGCUGCCGUCUGUCCAAGAGACAGCGCUUCCUCUACGAUGACUUCAUGGCACAGGCCUCCACCCGGGAAACGCUGGCCAACGGUCACUUCAUGUCUGUGAUCAACAUCUUGAUGCAGCUCCGUAAAGUGUGUAACCACCCCAACCUGUUUGACCCGCGGCCCAUCCACUCCCCCUUCAUCACCAAGCCCAUCGUCUUCCACACGGCCUCCCUGGUACAGAGAGCCCUGGAGAUCUCCCCAUUCAAGCGCGGUGACCUGUCUUUGUUUGACCUGGUGGGUCUAGAGGGCAGCGUGUCCAGGUACAAGGCCGACGUGUUUCUGCCCCGCCGGAAGGUCAGCGGCCAGCUGAUCCAGGAGGUCAUGGAGUCCCCCGACCCUCCUCCCCGCCCCAAACCUGUCCGUAUGAAGGUCAACAGGAUGUUCCAGCCCUUACCUAAGGCUGAUGGUUGCACGGUGCUGAUGGUGAACAACCCUCGGCUCACCUGCCCAGUCACCCCUGCUGCUCAGGCCCCAAGGCCCCGUCUCAUCCAGGACGUGACCCCAACCCUCACCCCUUCACCUCUAGUCCAACAAGCAGUGUAUUCAGUGGCACCCACUGCCCCUUCACGCCCACCUGUGCACCCCAGCGGCCCCUGUGCAGUGGGAACUGUCGUGAGGUCUGGCUCCCCAAUGCCAGUCCUGGCUGUGCGCUCGCCCACCGCCUCCUGCAACCCCGCCACCCAUUCCACCCCUUCUUCCAGCAACGUCAUGACCCAACGGGUUCUGCUCAGCCCAGACAUGCAGGCCCGACUUCCCUCUGGGGAGGUAGUGAGUAUCGCCCACCUGGCCUCGUUGGCUGGGCGUCCUGUGUCGUCGUGCCAGGGCAGUAAGCCUGUUACCUUCCAGCUGCAGGGCAACAAGCUCACCCUGUCUGGAACCCAGCUCCACCAGGUCCCUGUGGCCCCUCCACGCCCAGUACAAGGUAACUUCAUGCAUCUGGUGACCAGCGGAGGGCAGCACCACCUCAUCAGCCAGCCAGCCCAGGUAGCAGUGUUCAGUUCAGCCAACACCCAUGCUGCCACCCCCUCUCCCGCACCCUCGGAAAUCCAACUUCCUCUCAACGCUUCUCAAGUGCCCUCCUCCAUGGUGGCCAGCUCUGGGAUUGUGAAGAUCGUGGUACGCCAGUCAAGCAAGGAAGGAGGAGGUGUACCCACCCUGGCAGUGCCCCCUUCUCCCCGCGUAGCCCCCCAGGCGUCACCCUCCAUACACCACCAUGCCAAUACCAACAUUGCUCUGAGAUCCCCCCUUGCACAUUGCCACCCUGGACCCGUUACUGCUCAAUACACCCUGGCCCCACCUAGAACCCCUACGUCGGUCACAAUUAGAACCUCUACCCCAGCCCCUCCUCGUAUCCCUACCCCAGCCCCUCCUCGAACCCCUAUCCCAGCCCCUCCUCGAACCCCUACUCCUGCCCCACUUCAAAACCCUACCCCAGCCCCCAGUCAGCCUGAGCCCCCUCGCCCAGUGCUGAAGGUAGUAAAAGGGCCAGCCGAAACCAGCACAGAACAGAAAGCUCGUCUGAAUUCUUUGUCAACGCGUGAGGAGAGCAGCGACACUAAAUCAGCUGUUCCUAAAUCAGGGUCCCAUGUUGGUGGAUUUGUCCCCCCUCGACCUCGGGCACAACCUCGCCCACAUCCUCGCUCCCCCUUCUACAUGUCAUGGCUGGCAGACAGCCGCAAGAAGCAGCGAGACAGCCGCCUGGCCCAAAUCAUCCGGAUCAAUGACCUGCACUGCAGCGCCAAGCCCGUGUACGGCCAUGAGGUGCUGGACUUCCUCACCUUCCUCCCGGGCUCCUGCCCUGCUCCGGCCCCCAGGGCCCUGGGUCAGUGGGGCCGCUCGGGCCACACCGCCUGCUUAUUCGCCCAGUCCCACAGCACCGUGGACUACUGGGACCAAAGCCGCGCCCUGAGGGAGGCCAUCCACACCACUGAGGACAGGCUGCAGCUGCUCAAAGAUGUGAUAGAAAGGUUUACGUUUGUGAUCCCACCGGUGGAGGCUCCAACCAUCACCAUGCACAGCUGCCACCCCCCUCCAUCUCUGAGCCACAAGCAGGCCGUGUUCACCUCGCUGCUCUCCUCCCAGGUGGCCCCGCUCACACGCAGUCUGCACCGCAUCCAGUGCAACAUGAGGACCCACUUCCCUGACCUGAGGCUGAUCCAGUACGACUGCGGUAAGCUGCAGACACUCCACACUCUGCUGCGACGGCUGAAGGAGGGCCAACACCGCGUGCUCAUCUUCACCCAGAUGACCCGCAUGCUGGACGUGCUGGAGCAGUUCCUUGGCUAUCAUGGGCACAUCUACCUUCGCCUGGACGGCAGCACCCGCGUCGAGCAGAGACAGUCCCUGAUGGAUCGCUUCAACGCGGACCGCCGCAUCUUCUGCUUCAUCCUGUCCACGCGUAGCGGUGGCGUGGGGGUGAACCUCACGGGCGCCGACACGGUGGUGUUCUACGACAGUGACUGGAACCCCACCAUGGACGCCCAGGCCCAGGACCGCUGCCACCGCAUCGGACAGACCCGCGAUGUCCACAUCUACAGGCUGAUCAGUGAGCGCACGGUGGAGGAGAACAUCCUGAAGAAGGCCAACCAGAAGAGGAUGCUGGGAGACAUGGCGAUCGAAGGAGGCAACUUCACCACUGCUUUCUUCAGACAGCAAACCAUCAGGGAACUAUUUGAUGUGACGGAGGGGGAGAAGAAGGAGAUGAUCGUGGAGCUCUCUGUGCCCCAGCCUGAGGAAGAGGAGACUGUCAACAAACAGAGCACCACCAUCCUGGAGCAGGCCCUGUGUCGUGCCGAGGAUGAGGAGGACAUAGUGGCCGCCUCCCAAGCCAAAGCAGAGCAGGUAGCUGAACUGGCAGAGUUCAACGAGGCCAUCCCAUUGGACGAGGCUGGUGAAGGGAGGGACCCAGAAGAAGAGGAGCUCUCCAAGGCCGAGCAGGAGAUAGCGGCUCUUGUGGAGCAGCUAACUCCUAUAGAACGCUAUGCUAUGAACUUCCUAGAGGAUUCACUGGAGGAUGUGUGCAAGGAGGAAUUAAAGCAAGCCGAGGAGCAGGUGGAGGCUGCCAGGAAGGGGCUUGACCAGGCAAAGGAGGAGGGCCUGAAGCUGCAAGCAGGCUCCUCAGACAACGACGACGAGGACUUCUCAUCACAGCCAGCAGAGGAGCCCUCGACUCCCGGGUCGGGCCGCCGCCCACGCAAACGCAAAGAGAAAGGCGCCCCCUCCACCAGGACCAGCGGCAGGCUCCGAGGGACCACGCCCUCCCCACCGCCCACUUCGCCAGAGCCCGACACCCCAACCACCACCCCAAGAGAAGUGCCUGAAAGACUCCGCUCUGCUCUGAGAGGACGAGGGGGGACCAAAGACACCACCACCCCGGCUCGCACAGAGCACCCAAGGGCCCACACCACCUCAUCAAGGCUCCAGGAAUCUGCCAAACCUGCAGCGACAACCCCGGCCUCUCCUAGAGACUCCAGUCUCAUAUCCGGGUCGGCAGCGCCACUUCUCCGGACCCAGUCCCACUCCAGUUCAGUGCCUUCCACUGCCACCAGUCCUCUAGCUGGGAAACCACUGACACAACCAGGGGAGUCAGACACCGAGUCACCCAGGAGGGAGCAGGGAGUGUGUGUCUCCUCAGAUUCCAUGUGUCCGGUGGACCACCAGUCAUACUUUGCCCAGACCAGGGAUUAUGACAGCAGGGACCAGAAGUCCCUGUCUCCCCCCUUGGUGUGCUCUCUCUCCCGGUCGCCACGCAAGCGCCAGUCAGCCGACGGGGAGGUCCUGCUAGGCCUCCCGGAACAUUCCCCGUCGGCCAAGGUCCUGCGGAAGCUCCCUGGUCGCCUGGUGACAGUGGUGGAGGACAAGGAGCCCAGGAAGAGGAGGAGAGGCAGCGGAACGGGAGGAGGCUCAUCAGAGGAGACGGAGCACGCAGAGUCGGGCCGAGUCUCAGACGUGCCAAGCAGAGACGCUACAUCCCAGGCCCCUGACAAAACCAACCAGUCCCCCAAAGAGAAAGGGACUGCCUCAAAAUACUCCUCAAAGAUCACCAACCUCCCAGAGGACCCUUUAAGACACACCCAUCCUGCCAGAAACUACCCUCCAUACUCCCCACCCCACCACUCCCCUGACAUGCCGGUGCUGAGGAAUCUGCCGGUGCGGCGGCGGCUUGAGAGUGAGUCUCGCGUGGCGGCCCAGUUAGGAGAGCAGGGUCUGGGCCGAGGGAGAGGAGGGAACUACCACAGGAAAAUGGACACUCAGCCAGGAAAAGAAGGCAACGCGUCCUCGGGCACUAAUGUUGCUAACUCGACCCCGCCGAUGAAACGAAAGAGGGGCCGACCACCCAAGACUCCCCUCAUGGUGGUUGAACCCCAGCCAGAGCAUCUAUCCCCUCCCCACCCUAAGUUACCAAGUGAGGAGGGGAGCCCCCCCUUCUCCCCAAAACGCAAGAGAGGUCGUCCCCGUAAGAACUUGACUACUGUAACGAAUGCAGUGCGUGCAGGAAAGAACUCAAACGCCCCCACUGCCAGCACCACCAGCCAAGCUGGUACCCUGUCUGACACUGCUGCUGCGGACACAGAGCCACUAGCCCCGUCUGCCCCCACUAAGCCUCAAACUGUGGCCACCUCUGCUGUCUGCACCAGCCAAGCCUCUCCGUCUAGCAAAGCUGAGGACUCCACCGCAACAUUAAAAGCAGACACUAAGACUGAGUUCCCUACCACAACCCCAACUGCUAUCCUUGCGUCAAGCCCAGCUCAAGUCCUUACCACAACUGCUAUUCCUGCGCCAAGCCGAACUCAAGUUCCCAACUCAAUUCCAAUCUCUGUCUCCACCUCAAACUCAACCGAUGUCCCUGCCUCAAGCUCAUCUUCCAUUUCCACCUCUGUUCCAGUUGCAGUCCCCUCCACAAGCUCACCCACAGUCCCCGCCUUAAACUCAACCUCUGUUCCUGCCUCCAGCUCACCCACAGUUUCCACCCCAAGAUCACACACAAUAUCCACAUCGAGGAUGACCUUUGGUCAUGCCUCAAGGUCAACCUCUGGUCCCAUCCGAAUUCCAACCGCAGUCCUCACCUCAACACUGGCCCAAUUCCUCACUUCAAGACCUAGAGUCACCACUUCACCGCCAGUCUCCACUUCUCCAUCAAUCUCCACAACAACUACCACACAAAUCUUCGCCCCUACCCCCAACAAGAUUUCCACUCCUCCCCUCGCCCAAAUCACUAUCCCUACUCCAGCCCAAAUCCCCAAAAUUGCCACAUCAGCCUCUACUCCAACCAGCACCCCCACACCAACAUUCACACAUGUCAAACCAACCCUUACUCCGGUCCCUACCGCAGUUGUCACAACCAAUCUACCAACACUUAGUAAACCCACCACAACCUCAAUCGCAAAUCUAACCACAAUUUCCACACCAGCCCCACCCAGAAGUGUCACCACCGUUACACCAGCCCCAACCACAGCCGCCACAGCAGCUCCUGCCACAACCUCCAUACCAACUUCUACCAAAAUCACCACCACAACCCCCACACCAGGCCCUACGCCAACCAUCACGUCAACUGCUACACCAGACCCUACCACAACUGUCACACAUGUCAAACCAACCCACACACCGGUCCCUACCGCGAUCCCCACAGCCUCUGUUCCAAUUCCCAACACCAUCCCCGCAGCAGCCCCAACCAGAACUGUCACCACCGUUACAGCAGCUCCUGCCACAACCUCCAUAACAACUUCUACCAAAAUCACCUCCACACCAACCAUCACAUCAACUGCUACACCAGAUCCUACCACAACCGUCAAACCAACCCACACACCGGUCCCUACCGCGUACACCACAACCUCUGUUCCAAUUCCCAACACCAUCCCCGCAGCAGCCACAACCAGAACUGUCACCACUGUUACUGCAGCCACUACCACAACACCAAACCCCACCCCUUCCCAAGUACCCACCACCAAAAUCCACACCCAGAUAUCCACUCCAAGUUCAACACAAGUACCCCCCCUAGCCCAAAUUCCUGUUACAUCCAGCAUCUCCACUGCUGUGGCUGCCACCGAGAACCAGGCUUUGGAGCCUGCUCCAGUGGAGACUGCCCAAAACAGAGACUCAGAGAAGAUAACAGACAUGGAGGUAGAAGAGGAUGGAGAAGAGGAGAUUAGUGACUCUCAACCGAAAAAGAGGAAAGUGGAGAAUUCUCCUGAAGCCAAAGACACUGUCCCAGAGGCCCCAGUGGCUCCUCGGCCAGAAGCAACUGAUAAACAGAAGGUAGAGGAGAGCGUCGGCGACGACAGAGCCACCAGCAAGAAGAGGCCUCUCAGUCGCGGGAGCAGUCAGGAGUCUGUGCGCUCCUCCUCUCCCUCCUCAGUGUGUUCCACAUCCACUCCCACACGGUCAGCCCAACACAAGAAGGGUGCAGAGAAGAGGGCACCUGCCAAGAGGAUGCGAGGGGAGGUUUGCUCUGACCCAGAGAAGGGAGAGGGAAAGACAGAGAAAGAUUUCACCAAUGCUACUCAGAGGAGGCAGUCCAGGUCCUCCUCUUCAGACUCUGACACCUCUGAAACCAGGAAGGAGCGCCUCCUCACCCGCUCAGCCCAGUGCCGACAGGAGACCGAGGGGGAUGGAGAGCGCAACGGGCGGAUUGGAAGACCCGCCAGGAGCUCUGAACGUGUGGGCAGGACUGUGUCCAACAACACCGGUACUGAUGAGUCUGGCAGCCAGACAUCCUCUGUGAGAGUCACCCGGAAAUCCUCUGUUCUUCAGCCCACCCCAGAGAGAAAACCCCAGUCCAACAGUGUGCCCUCUAGCCCUAGCCAGCCAGAGGUCCUAGGGAAGAGGUGUUCAGCACUGAACGCUGCAGCCAAACUCCUUGCCAUGCGAGGCAGAAUCGACACCCCUGGCAGCAGGAAAGACCCUGCGGCUAAGACCAGUGGGCAGAAUGCCACUUCUCCUGCUUCCUCUGAUAAGAACCAGAAGUCCAAAUCUAAAAGUGCACCAGCCACUCCGCAAACCAACUGCAACAACAAAGUAGGAAGCAGCAAGACAACCCCAACCCAGUCAAGCCGCACCGCCGCACGCUCCACCCGCCAGUGCCCUGGUCCACUCGUCCCGGCCUUGGAGACGAACAGCAAGAGGGGGAGCAAAAAGGAGGAGAAGGAAAAGAAGAAGCCCUCCGAGGGAAAGGAGGAGAGUGAGCGGGAGACGCGCUCGUCCAGGGGCCACAGUGCAUGCAGCAGCAUGAGUAGCGAUGGUGGCGGCAGCAGCAGGAGCCAGAGCAGCAGCAGUAGCCUCAGCUCCCAGAGCACCGGGCCCAGGCGCAACUACUCACGAGCACCCUCCUCCGGCAGUGAACGUGAACGCAGCACCGAGAGGGGCAGGAGGCGCAGCCACAGGAAGGAAGGAGAGGGCCGGGGGAGGGAGACUCGGAAGGAAAGAAAGGAGAGGCACGCCCAGAAGCGGGAGAGGCUUUCCCAGGAAGGGAACGCCGGCUCGGGAGAGGGCACCCCGGACAGGGUGCUGCGCAGCGUGGCGGCUAUGGCAGCGGCUCAGGCCCGCACACCAGCCGCUAACACCCGCUCCUCCUCUGCCCAACACAGCAAGACAUGAUGGGAGGACUAGAGAUGAGGAGUGAGGGAUUCUGACUGGAAAAAUAGAGGGGUAGGUUGUAACAGGGGAAAUGACCUCUAAAGUUGCUGCUUUGUCUACACUGACAGACCAGAGCAGAACAAUGAGUGUUGUGCAGGUCAGUGACCUCUCUCCCUCUUGGGCCCCUCUCCCCCCCCAACCCACAUUAAAGCUGGUCUCCUCUCCAGUUCAGCCAUCAUCAACUGGGGGAAAGGUUCAGGGAUGCCAGACUGUCUGCAAAGAGAAAGGUGGCACCAUGGUAGUGCCAUUCCAGAGGUGAGGUGUUGGUAGUCCUGAAGGUGUCACUUCAUACAGACAGUGGCUUGACUGCGGGGACUUUGUUGCGAGUGAGUAAAUUGUUAGUUCACACUAUGUACUGUAAAACAUUUAAAAAGACUGGAAUACUAAGAGAUGUAUGUGUCCGAGAGAGGUUUAAAUUGUGCCCUAUAUACAGAGUUUAUUCGCUGCCAGGGUUAUUGAUUCAAAAUAAGCUUGUGAGUGACAGUUGUAUCGUAAGAUGAAGGUUUUAGACAGUUGGGUUCUGGACAUAUUGUCAACUGUUCUGUUUCCAGUCAGUUGAUAAGUGAUGGGUAUUUUAUGGUUUCUUCCAGGGAAAUGGGAAGAGAGCAGAUCUGUAAAUGUGAUCUUUGCUGCACUAUGCUGGAGUUGGUCUUUGCUUGGGCCUCCCUAUCUUGUGAUUUUCUGCCCAUCUUUUUAAAUCCAGUCUGCAUUUUUUUAUUUGCACAUCAGACAUGUUGUCCUCAGCAUAAUUUGAGUGCAUCAUUGUGUAGUAUUUUUUUUUAAACAUAAAUUUCAAUCAAAAUACUACUAUGUUCCUGUUACCUCACACGAUGCAUCUCUCAAGCUCUAAAUAUGUCUGUCUUUCUUGAAGAUGGUACUUAUUUUGCUUACUGUCAAUGCAGAAACAGGAGCAGAACUUUGAUUUAAUUCUCCUCACCUUUCCAAAGUCAGUCAGACAUUAUGGUCAACGUCAUGAAGUUGAUCUAAAAGGGUAUUGAAUCCUUGUGAAUAAAAUGAGUGCCUAUUAGGCCGAGCAGGUGGACGGAGAAUUCCAGUUUGCCUUGUCAAGUACCUGACGUUGGGGUGUUGUCAUUAGUACAAAAAAAAACAAAAAAACACCUGUAAAUCACCCUAUGCAUCAGUGCUAUCAAAUUCUAUAUAAUUAUUUUUUACUAUUGUCAUUGCUCCUCUUUCAUGUAAGUACUUGGACAAAACAUGUGAAUAAAACACUGGUACAGUUCCAGGUGGCUCUAUAUAUUGUCAAUUUACUUUGAGGACUUGCAUUUGGAAAAGCUAUUUUUGGGCAGGGUGCUGUUUUGAGUGAAUGGGUGGAAUAUGGUAAUGGUCUUAUUUUGUUAUCUUGAUGUCUUUCAUUUGUUACAUUCCUCUGUUCCCUUGUAAUUCUACAUCGUUUUACUUGAAAGAUUAAAAGACAAUGAGUUGAAUAAAAAGACCAAAAAUGUA